Parnassius mnemosyne (clouded apollo) is the source of this 4050-nucleotide messenger RNA. The record is from the annotation of a GenBank genome assembly. NCBI's taxonomy places the organism in Eukaryota, Metazoa, Arthropoda, Insecta, Lepidoptera, Papilionidae.
AAUCUGUCACUAGUGUAAGUUGUGUAAAUAAGAUUUAUUUUGCUAUUUGCUUGUACAUCAGUUUUCUUGAAUAAAUUGUUUUGUGUUUUGCAUAGAUCAAUCCUCCAACUACGGUGUUUUGCGGUUUGCGUUGUGUGUUUCAUGCCUAUGUUUUAAAUAAUAACAGGUUCUGUACUAUUUUAAACCGUGAAGUGUGAACUACGACAGUCUUUGACGAAAGACUUGAUAUUUAUUAUUCUUCUUGAAGUUUCCAUGCUGUUAAAACAAGGAUGGAUGAUAGCACAUCAAAUUUUGUUCUGUAAAGCCGCUGGGAGAAGAUCUCGCGGCUGGCGCGAAUUAUGACGCGCUUCCGACAUAUCAGGUAUUAAAUUUGUGUAUAUUUUGAGUGCUACUUUAUUAUGUUUAUAACUUGAUUUGGUGAUUUGGCAGAAAUUCUUUUUCAAUUUGUGUUCGACUCCAAAGCUAAACGUUUUCCUAAAUCAUAUACAUAUAUAUCUAUAUAUAUACAGCGUGACUCAGGAAGAAUGGAUAAUCCUGGAGCGCCUAAUAGUAUACGUAUCAGGCGCUCAAAUGAAAAUACAAAAAAAAUAUAUAUUCCAAUCGGUGCCAAAAAUAUAGGGGUAUUAAAAAUAUGUUUUUAUUGACCUUACUGUACUUUCAUGUAUGUACAUCACUGCGGCAAAUUAAUGAAAUUCGUUGCGUUUUUGGUGUUCUCUUAUUCCUCACAGACUAUUCUAUUAGAAGUGCAGUAAAGACUAUGACUAUAUAUUGUACUUUUGUAAAAAAAAAAAUUCAAUUUUUAGCAUGAAAUUUUAACCAACUAUUUCAAAAUAUGCGCAGUUAAUAGUUUACAAAAUGGUAUUAUAAUCAUCAUUCAUCAUUACAGCCCUUCACAAGUCCACUGCUGAACAUAGGCCUCCCCCAAAGAAUGCCACAAAACACUGUCCUGAGCCACCUGCAUCCAUCGACUUCCUGCAUGUCUUACCAGGUCGUCACUCCAUCUCGUGGGGGGACGCCCUACACUUCGCCUACCGGUACGAGGCUGCCACUCGAGAACCUUUCUUCCCCAUCGGUUGUCGGUUCUUCGAGCUAUAUGGCCGGCCCACUGCCACUUCACACACUGUCGGUCACUCUGGUUCUACUGCGGAUAUCCUCAUUCCUAAGUUUAUCACGCAGAGAAACUCCGAGCAUAGCCCUCUCCAUAGCUCGCUGAGCGACCUUGAGCUUCCUCAUACGGCCAGCAGUGAAGGACCACGUCUCAGUUCCGUAAGUCAUCACUGGCAACACGCACUGGUUGUACAAUUUCGUUCGAGAAGAUGUGUCGUAGCUUCCCGAACGCUGCCCAGCCGAGUUGAAUCCGUCGAUUGACCUCUCGGUCGAAGUUGGACUUACCCAGUCGGACUAUUUGUCCCAGGUAAACAUACUCGUCAACAACUUCGAGCUUAGUGUUCCCAACAACUAUCGGCAUAGGUGUGACAUGGACAUUAAACAUGAUCUUAGUUUUGUCCAUGUUCAUCUUAAGACCUAUCCGUUGGGAAACACUAUUGAGGUCAUUGAGCAUAGUGCUUAGGUCCUCCAGCGAUUCUGCCAUAAGGACUAUAUCGUCGGCAAAUCGAAGGUGAGUGAUGUACUCGCCAUUGAUGUUGAUACCGUAUCCUUUCCAGUCCAGAAGCUUGAAAACGUCUUCCAAUGCAGCGGUGAAGAGUUUCGGGGAUAUGACGUCACCCUGUCUUACACCUCUCUGCAAUUGAAUAGGUUUCGUACUCUGGUUCUGUACUCGGAUAGCCAUCGUAGCCCUACUGUACAAGCACUUCAACACUUCGAUAUACCGACAGUCAACUUGGCACCGCUGAAGGGACUGCAGCACCGCCCAAAUUUCGACGGAAUCAAAGGCUUUCUCAUAGUCCACAUACGCCAGACAUAGUGGCAAAUUGUACUCUUCGGACUUCUGUACAACUUGCCGAAGGGUAUGUAUGUGGUCUAUGGUGCUAAAGCCCUUUCGGAAACCGGCUUGUUCGGGAGGCUGGAAGUCGUCAAGUCUGCGCGCGAGACGAUUCGUAAUGACUCUCGAAAACAGCACGUAGACGCGGCUCAGAAGGGAAAUCGGUCUGUAGUUCUUCAAGAGAGCGUUGUCACCUUUCUUGAGAACAAGACCACCGCACUUCUGCUCCACGCCUGCGGUGUAAUGCCACCAUGGAGGACGGAAUUAAAGAGCUUCUGUAGGACUUCAAGUACCGGUCUUCCACCCGCUUUCAGAAGCUCCGCUGUAAUUCCAUCCUCGCCUGGGGCCUUACCGUUUUUAAGGUGCUGGAGAGCCAUCCUAAUCUCGCUCAGACUGACAUCCGGGAUAUCUUCGGAAUAGUGUCGGAUGAGACUCGCUCUUGGAUCGUUACUCACACUUGCGUGUGGCUCCAACGAUGAUGUGUACAGCUGCCCAUAGAACCUCUCAAUCUCACUCAAAAUCUCAGGUGUCCCGGAAACGAUGCUGCCACAUUCUGUCUUCAGCUUUGACAGUUGGCUCUUUCUGGCAGACAGAUCUCUGGCAAAGACUUUGGAGCCUUGGUUCCGCUCGAUCGCUUCUUCAAUACGAGCUGUAUUGAAGUUGCGUAAGUCCCGCCGCAUGCAUUUGGAGAUCUGUCUGUUCAGAUGCCUGUAUGCUGUCAAGUCUGUUGAAGAAUGUAGCUUCAUCUCCCGUCUAACAGCCAUGAGAUUAAGAGUGUGAUCGGAGAGCUUUUGUGUUCUUCUGCGGCGGGUCUUGCAGAACUUAGCUCCAACCGCAUGGACAGUUUCCACGAGCUUGUCAUUCAUAUCGUCCACUUCAUUGCAGUCUUCUAGGCACUGAAAACGGUUUUGUAACUCGAGCUGAAAGGUUUCGGGACUUUGAAACAGAGCACGAGGGGGACGGAGCGUUGACUUCAUUAGACGAGACCUCUCCAACUUAACGUUUAGGUUCAGUGUGCCUCUAACCAUUCGGUGAUCGCUACCAGUUUUCACCCUCGCGAUCACGGAGACAUCACUGAACAGUUGUCGUCUGGUCGUCAUAAUGAAGUCAAUCUCAUUUUUUGUGGAACCGUCGGGGCUCGACCAGGUCCACUUCCUGUGGGGCCGCUUCUGGAAGAAAGAGUUCAUCAUAAAGAGUCCCUCUUUCUCCAUGAAGUCGGCCAGCUGCUGGCCCCUUGGGUUCCGUUGCCCUAUUCCAAAUUUCCCUACUUUCAGCUCACCGUUCUCUCUUGUGCCUAGUUUUGCAUUGAAGUCUCCCAUUAACACCGUAUAUUGGGUUUUGGAGGAAUGCAUGGCUCUAGAGAUAUCCUCAUACAUUUCCUCCACCUCCUCAUCGGGGUGUGCCGAGGUUGGUGCGUAAACCUGUAUGACCUUCAGCGAAUACCGUUUGGUGAUUCUGAGUAUAAGGUACGCAACCCUCGUCGACACACUCCCGAUUUUUACAACGUUGUUAACGAGAGACUUGUGGACGAUAAAUCCGACACCUCCUUGGGACAGAUGGUCGCCCUCCCGGUGAUAGAGCAAGUUGCCGGAUUCGAGGAUUACCGUGUCCUCCCCCUCUCUUCGGACUUCAGAUAAUCCUAUAAUAUGCCAGCGCAACUUGUCUAUCUCUUCUUCCAGCUCCACGAUCUUCUCGUCAGUCCUCAGGGUGCGUGCGUUGUACGUUGCCAGGUCGAGUCGUCUAAGGUGGCAACCGAACCUCCACCGGAGAUUCUUAGCACCCCCUGCCCCGCCGUUACCAUGGUCGCCACCGUAGCCAGGAAUAGCGGGGCCGCCGGGGACUGGGGGCCGUUUUUUUGUUGCUCUCAUCAUUGGGGGGUAUUUGCCAUAGUUGCCACGCUUGGCGAGCGGGUUGGCAACCGCAGUUUUUUUAUUGUCAUUUGGCUAUUAUCAGGAAGAUGCUGCUGCCCAUCUCCUGGCUGUUUCCCUUUGUCGCCUUUUACGACACCCACGGGAGGAUAUGGGGUAGUGGAUAUUCUUGACCGCCACUACACGGCAUAAUACAUAAUUUUAUCUAACGUUAACAUGCAAAAAGAAUAAAUUCAACUG